Messenger RNA from Spodoptera exigua (beet armyworm), 3055 nucleotides. Lineage: Eukaryota; Metazoa; Arthropoda; Insecta; Lepidoptera; Noctuidae. The record is from the annotation of a GenBank genome assembly.
AUUGAAAUACAGAUUAUCACUGUCACAUUCACAUUAUCACCGAAUAAAUUAAUUGAACUGGAAUUACCAAAAAAAUACCAUCGUAUUAUAACAGAAACUGGAAUAUUACUCAUUUAAAAUGCAUUUACAAUCAUUUGCUGUUAUUUUGUCUCUCGGUUUAGUUAAUUAUGCGGCUUGCAUUGAUUAUGAUGGAUGGCUGAAUAUUAAAAUAGAACAUUCUCUGAAUUGUGGCACUGAAAAAUAUUGCCCAAGGGGAAAUAUUGCACUAAAGAGUAUUCGAGCGGGUGCUGCAGUAGUAGAUCAAAUACAUUUUAAUAAAGGACAUAUUGAAGCCUUAAAGAAUUUAGCUGAAAUUGAUAGUUUUUAUACUAUCCGGACAUUGGUAACAUCUGCUGAGAAUAGUAAAGGAACAGAAUUCUUUUCAUCAGUCAAAGCCAGAGCUUUCUUGGGCAAUGGUCUGUCAGACGUGAUCAAUGCUUGGGUGCUGCCCAAUGGGGCCGUGAUUUCUGUCAGUUUCCAAGUAACUAAUGCUUCACAACCAUUGUCUUUGGAAAGUGGAACUCAAAAGAUCAACUCCAAUUUCUAUCUACGCUAUGUUGAACAGGCUCCAGUGCCUGAUACAGCCACAUACAUUCAAAAAUUGGAACGUGAAAGAGAAGCUAGGGAAAAGGGAGACCUAAAGGACAACAAAUCAUUCUUAGCUAAAUAUUGGAUGUACAUUGUACCUAUUGCAAUAUUUGUAAUGAUAUCUGGAGCAAGCAACCCUGAACCGGCGGCCCAAGGAGCCCGAUAAAUAAUUAUGUAUUACAAAUUGAUCACUAUUACCAAAUAGUCAAUGUAUAAAAGAUAUUUAUUCUUUAGAUAACACAACUUUAGAUUAGAAGUAAAAUAAUCUUUUUUUAUAUUAAGUGUGCUUCAGUGUACCCAUUGGUCAUCAGAAUUUUCCAGCUUUCCUUAUGAUUAGACAAAGAUCAUGUUCAACCAAAACCAUAAUUAACAAUUUGUGAUAGGGUAUAUGGGAUAUGAAGUUAUCUUUAAGAAAUAAAUUAUUGAUAACACAAACUGAGUACUCAUUUAAAUACAAGGUAAUAUGAAACAAACAUAGUACAAAAUUACUUAUUUAAUUAAUUACCAAAUAUAAUCUUGUUACUGUAACAAUGUAAGACUUAAACUUAGUAUGAAGCAAAAUUUAACAUGUAGAUAACAAAACCUUAUGCACCAAUUUUCUCAAUUUCUUCAGCAUCUUCAAUGUCCAACAACUGUAUCUUUUUACCAAAAUGACCUUCUAUUUCCUUACAAAUAUUCAUUGCUUGUGCAGAAUCAAUUAAAUUAAUGGCAAUACCAGCUUUACCAAAACGUCCUGUGCGACCUAUUCUAUGCAAAUAUGUUUCACAGUCAGCUUUCUUGUCCAUGUCCAUAGGCAUAUCAAAGUUUACAACCAGUGUCACUUGUUCAACAUCAAUUCCUCGAGACAAUACAUUUGUGGUGAUCAAUACUUUUUCCAAACCAGCCCUGAAACGGUCCAGCACAGCUAUUCUUUGUUCAACAGUUAAUUCACCAGAUAGUACGGCUACAGAAUGUCCAUCUUCAGACAUUUUGACUGAUAGCCAGCUUGCAGUUUUUCUUGUGUGGCAAAAUAUAAUAGCCUGACCAAUUGUUAUGACACCAUAUAUAUUGCAAAUGGCUCUAUACUUUUCAUCUGCAUUUUUGCAUUUGACAUAGUACUGCUUAAUAUUAUCCAAGGACUCCUCUUCACGUAACAGUCUUAUUAUAAUAGCAUUGGGAACAAUCAUUUCAGCAAACUCCAUGACAGCAGACCCAUAUGUUGCCGAAAAGAACAUCAUCUGGCAUGUUGAGGGCAAACAUUUGUGAAUGCGAAUACAUUGAUCUUGGUGACCCUGUCUAUCAAUCAUAACAUCAGCUUCGUCCAGUACAAAUACACGAACUUUAGACAUAUCAAACAUGCCAAACUUCACACCCCAAUCAAGCAUUUUCCCAGGUGUCCCAAUAAUAAUAUGAUCAGUUAUCUUAGUGCCUCGAGGCACCUCCUCACCUCUUACAGCAUACUUCAGUUUAAUCUCAGGACAGAACUUAGCCAUUUUGGCAGCCACUUCUCCAGUUUGUAUGGCUAGUUCGUAAGUAGGACUUAAACACAACACUUGCGGAUAAUUCUUAGUAGGAUCCACUCUGCUUAACAUGGCCAGCACAAAAGCUGCCGUUUUACCAGUACCUGACUGAGAUUGAGCAAUCAUGUUUUGUGGAGGAUCAGCUAAAAGGGUAGGCAAGGCAGUUUCCUGGAUCUUUGAGGGAGCAUUAAAACCCAUUGCAUAUACUCCUUUUAGUAAGUUGGGUUUUAAGUGUAAAGCUUCAAAGGUUUUGACAGAAUAUAAAGGAGAAUUAGGAUCUUUUCUUUGAAUUUCAAUAUCUAAUUUAGACUCAACUAGACCUUGCCUUAUUAUUUUCAUCAACAGAGAUGUGUCUGCUGGGUUAGCUGUGUCGGGAGAGUCAUCCGAAUCUGCAGUCUGAUCCAGAGGUUUUUUAUUCAGACCCAAUCCAGCUACUUUAUUUGAAAUCUCCAAGUCCUCUACUUUUUGUCCCCACUGAUUGGCCAUCUUGUCUAGAAAAACACAGGAUAAAUAAAAUUAUUAACAGUAAAAAACACGUUGUAACAUGUUUGCUGUAAUAAAGUAUUGUUUAGGAAAGUAUUAUGACUAGCACUCCUAUUUUGAACAGUAUAACAACCUGCAAUAUGAACUAGUUUAGAGAUUUAUUCCGUCAAGACAUUAAUUACUUUCAGAAAUUAGUAGAAAUAGCGUCAGUGUUGACGUGCAAGUCACGUAAACUAAGUUUUCCUGCAAAAAUGCCUUUGUUUGACUACAUUAACAAACCAAAAGUUGCUACUAAAGUAGGUACAUUAGACCGCCGUAAGUUACACCGAGAACAGAUACAUUAUUAAUUAUUCUUACCUUUUGAUAAUAUACUGAAUUGAAAGUAAUAAUUAUUUCCAAACGACCAUGCGAAAAAUCUUAUUAACCGACCAAUAAGAACCACACUU